GCGCAGCUGCCAGGGACGUCACUUCCAGUCGGGCAGUGCGGGGCCCCGGACGGGAUGGGAGCCGAGGCUUCUGUUAACCCGUGAGGUGCCGGGUCGGAAGCGGCGCGGCGCGGCGGCCGGCAGGACGGGAAGGGAGGGGUGGCUACAGCCGGGGAAGACCGCAGCAGACGCACAUGAGUCUUAACAGAAAAAGAUUUCUACUGAGAUUACUUUCAUCUGCCUUGUGAAUACCUGCAGAAUAGUCAAACUGGCGAUGUCAAGGGUACCGAGUCCUCCACCUCCGGCUGAAAUGUCAAGUGGGCCUGUGGCAGAGAGCUGGUGCUAUACCCAGAUAAAAGUCGUGAAGUUCUCCUAUAUGUGGACGAUCAACAAUUUCAGUUUUUGCCGGGAGGAAAUGGGAGAAGUUAUCAAGAGCUCAACUUUCUCAUCUGGAGCAAAUGAUAAAUUGAAAUGGUGCCUCCGAGUGAACCCUAAGGGUUUAGAUGAGGAAAGUAAAGAUUACCUAUCACUCUACCUGCUGCUAGUCAGCUGUCCAAAAAGUGAAGUCAGAGCAAAAUUUAAAUUCUCCAUUCUGAACGCAAAAGGUGAAGAAACUAAGGCAAUGGAAAGCCAAAGGGCAUAUCGAUUUGUGCAAGGAAAAGACUGGGGUUUUAAGAAAUUUAUUCGAAGAGAUUUCCUUUUGGAUGAGGCUAAUGGACUCCUUCCUGAUGACAAGCUCACAUUGUUCUGUGAAGUUAGUGUGGUCCAGGAUUCGGUGAAUAUCUCAGGCCAGAACACCAUGAAUAUGGUGAAAGUUCCUGAAUGUCGGUUAGCAGACGAGCUUGGAGGAUUAUGGGAAAACUCUAGGUUUACAGACUGUUGCCUUUGUGUAGCAGGCCAAGAAUUUCAAGCACAUAAAGCAAUUCUCGCAGCUCGUUCCCCGGUCUUCAGUGCUAUGUUUGAACAUGAAAUGGAAGAAAGCAAAAAGAACCGAGUGGAAAUUAAUGACGUGGAGCCUGAAGUAUUUAAGGAGAUGAUGUGCUUUAUUUAUACGGGGAAGGCGCCAAAUCUUGACAAAAUGGCAGAUGAUUUGCUUGCAGCUGCUGAUAAGUAUGCUCUGGAACGCUUGAAGGUAAUGUGUGAGGAUGCUCUUUGCAGCAAUUUGUCUGUGGAAAAUGCGGCGGAAAUUUUAAUCCUGGCAGAUCUACACAGUGCAGAUCAACUCAAAACUCAAGCAGUAGACUUCAUAAACUACCAUGCAUCUGACGUAAUGGAAACAUCUGGUUGGAAGUCUAUGGUCUUGUCCCACCCUCAUCUGGUGGCUGAAGCUUACCGGUCACUAGCAUCAGCACAAUGCCCUUUCCUUGGUCCUCCCCGCAAGCGGCUUAAGCAGUCCUAAAGUGACAUUUGAAAAUGGAGCAAAUCAUUUUAACAGCACUGACCCGAUCACAAUGUUGCACAAUGCAAUGUAUGAAGCUUUCUGACGUGCUUCCUGCCGUGGGAAAGACCGUGCUUGGUGUGCUAAUGACCUUUCUGCACUAAGCACUUUGGGGAGAAAAACAAAACACAAAAACUUUUGCUGCAUUGUCUUGUGUCCCCUAGACUUGGCUGAACGGAUUCCUGCUGUUUUUUUUUACACAGAUACAGGUUUUUAGAUGUUGGCCCAGAAGCUUUCAGUAUGGGGAGGGAAUGGAUUGGGAGGGGAGAGAAAAGAGUAGCCGUUUAACUUGCACUACUUUAUCUACUUCAUUUCUUGAACUUGAAGCCAGCUUCUGUCAGCACAAGAAAAUGGAUGGGCCAUCUAGAGUCAAAAGGACAGCCUCAACAUGAAGGGGGUGAAGAGCACCCAGGCUGUGGAUUGAUACGACUGGGCUUCUUUUGUCCUUUCAGUGAAAACGUAACUAUCUUGGUGUCUUUAGCCACAUCUGACCCAAAGUGUGUACAUUUGCAACAAGUCAAAAGAGAACUGUCUAAUUAGCACUUGCAUUAUCAUUAUAAUAAUAAAAAAAAACAUUUUUAUGAGGAAAUUAAAGCCACACAGAUUUGGAUCAAGUUUUAAAAAAGUGGGAAGAAACCGUUCAGUUUAGAUUUUACCCUUGUGCUCCUAGCAUUCUAAGCUAAACAGUGUUUAGAUAAAAAAAAGAGCUAUGGCUGUGUAAAUGUGUUUUCUAAAGAUUACAGAGGUUACAUGUGUAGAAUGUGUGGAAAAAUGUAUUGGCAUUUUUCUCAGAUGGCUUAGCAAAUGAAACAAGAGUUAAUGAACAUGUUUUCUUGUUCAGUGGAAACAAAACAGUUCUACUUCAGACCUAGAAGUUAAGCUUCCGUCUCAACUGUUUCUGUCCUAGAAGGAAAUGGUUAAUUUGCAACAACCUGUCCCAAGGUUGUAUUGUCUCCUUUGAUUCACUGCUGUUCAGAAGUGGGGGAACAAAAACAAAAUUUAAUCUCCAGUCUUUCUUUGGAAGAUAUAAAUAAAAUACUAUUUUGUAUUGAAAUGCCUUUUGUGUAUUUCCUCUACUGAGGAAAUCCUUUCCCCAGAAAUAAUAUUGUGUAAUAUUGUAUGGAUUUGACAGUAAGUUCAACUUUUAUUUAGUGAAUAAAUUUUGUGCAGGUAUCAUUUCUGAAGAGUUACUUGCUUAAAAAUAAUUUGUUUUGAAUCUGUUUUCCAAACUUAUUUAUUAGAGCGAAGUAUGCUAUUUUGAUUUGGUUUGGUAGAGUUUGUAAUGUUAUGCUUUGAGAACACCUCAAACUUAUUUGAAAAGGCUGAUCCUUUAAGGUAGUGAUUAAAAUCGUUCUUGUUUUGUCCUCUUAUUAAGGUUGAUGUCCUAAUUUUGCAAAUGCUUUUGAGUAUUGAUUCAACAAACAAUCCUUGCAUUCAUUGGUUAUGGAAUUCAGGCAUAGUUUCAGUGAAACAUGGCUAAGCUAUCAAUAGUUAGUUUUCUUUUUACCUGUUUUCAUUUUCUCUGCUUGAAUACUGCUCGGUUUAUGUUAUCCCUUUCAAAGAGUUUGAGCAGUUCUCUACCAGUCCUGCUCUUUGUCUCUUUUUUCCCCUCCAAAGUAAGCCUGGGUGGUGCAAAGUUUAAACAAAAAUACAGAUCGGACUGGGAACUUAUGGUUGAGUUUGCAUUGUGGUACUUUAUUACUUUGUUUUAAAGUUCAGCUGUACUCUGUAUACCACAGCUGAUGGCAGCGUAGCUUUACAUUCCUGAAACUAUAAACUGUGUGGUCUGCUUUCAUUGCUCAUGUGAACAUAAGAAAAAAAAAUGAAAUGAUAGGCUUAUGUAUUAAAGAAUGCCACCUGUGUA
Molecule: messenger RNA, 3281 nt
Organism: Pristis pectinata (smalltooth sawfish)
Lineage: Eukaryota; Metazoa; Chordata; Chondrichthyes; Rhinopristiformes; Pristidae
Gene: spop
Product: speckle type BTB/POZ protein
Exons: 10
Coding region: 254-1378 (374 amino acids)
Biological process (GO): regulation of proteolysis; proteasome-mediated ubiquitin-dependent protein catabolic process
Cellular component (GO): cytoplasm; nucleus
Molecular function (GO): ubiquitin protein ligase binding
Source: RefSeq, a predicted model, not a curated record